Molecule: messenger RNA, 891 nt
Organism: Chenopodium quinoa (quinoa)
Lineage: Eukaryota; Viridiplantae; Streptophyta; Magnoliopsida; Caryophyllales; Amaranthaceae
Exons: 4
Coding region: 1-891 (296 amino acids)
Biological process (GO): DNA integration
Molecular function (GO): nucleic acid binding
Source: RefSeq, a predicted model, not a curated record
AUGAUCAUAAAGCGUGGAAUUCCAGAAACCUUUAAGGGUGUGGUAUCCGAUGAGGUUACCAGUGCCAAGGAUUUCCUUGCCGAAAUUGAGAAGCGCUUUGCAAAAAGCGAUAAAGCUGAAAUAAGCAUGUUGUUGAACAGCUUAACAUCCAAAGAAUAUAAAGGAAAAGGAAAUAUAAGAGACUACAUAAUGAAAAUCUCUCACAUUGUAAGUUAUAACUUCCAAAAGGAGAAAUGGUCUCUUAAUGAGCUCAUUUCAUUUUGUGUUCAAGAGGAAGAGAGGCUGAAACAAAACAAGACAGAAAGUGCUCACUUGGCUAGCACCUCUAAGGACAAGGGCAAAAAGAGGAAAUCAAGUGUUGCUAAGAAUGAAGUUGCUAAUGGUUCGAAACAAAAGAAACAAAAGGAUGUUUCCUACUUGGACAAAUUAGGCUACUCUUGUUCGUUUGGAAACUCUCAGGUUACAUUGUCUUUAAAUAAAAGUAUUGUAGGAACUGGUUCUUUUGUUGCUUAUGACAUUCUUUAUAUGCUUGAUACAAUAGUUUCCUAUCAUGAAAGUUUAAAUGUUGAAUCUCGAGAUUUCAAUACAUGUGUUGAGUGCAUUAAAGGAAAACAAACCAUACAUAAGAAAUCAAGUGCAUAUAGGGCUACAAACGUCUUAGAACUAAUACACACUGAUAUUUGUGGACCAUUUACUACUCCCUUUUGGAAUGGUCAACAAUAUUUUGUGUUUUUCAUAGAUGAUUAUUCAAGAUACGAGUACCUAUUUCUUAUCCUUGAAAAAUCCCAAGUCUUGGACGUGAUCAAAUCAUAUAAGGCUGAAGUUGAAAACCAACUCAACCAGCGCAUUAAGAAUGUUAAAUCUGACCAUGGUGGUGAACUACUACGGUAG